AUGGAUCAUUCAAUAGAAACCACUUUCAGAGUAAAAACCCAGCAGGUAAUCAUACCGGAGCAGAAAAUAGAAGAGGAUGAGGUUCCGUUGCGUCGGUGGCAGAUGGAGCUCAUCAUGCUAGACGCAAAAGGUAACGAAGUAGAGGCUACUAUAAUAUCUAAAUGCAUAUACCAUUUGCAUCCUAGUUUUAAAAAGCCCAGAAGAAAACUGAAUUCAUCACCCUUUCUUAUAAAGGAAACUGGCUGGGGAGAAUUUAACCUGCAGAUUGAAUGCUUCUUUGUAGACGAUGCCGGAAAAUUUACCAUUGAACAUGACUUAACGUUUGAGGAUAAUGCGUAUGCAAUUGAUUAUGCUGUUAAUAUUCCAUGUGGAUCUCAAAUUCUUAGAAAUGAGCUAUCCAAAUAUUUUCAUCUACCGCAAGAAAUUGUGAGCCAGCAAGAAGAGGAAUCGCUCCGUAUGGCUGAUUUAUCCUGGAUUAAAACCCUAACUUUCAUUGACGAGGAUGUGAUGACGGACGUUGUUCAAAUGGUAUUGAGCGACCCUGCAGUACAAAACGCAGUCGAAAACCAUCCUAGAAGAGAACAGUUCUUUAUGUUCAUAACUCAACUACCCGAUGAACUGCUAAUGAAGGUCCAGAAGUUUUUAAAGAAGUUACCAAAUGAUGGAGCUGCUGAACUAGACACUACAGUUUCCGAUUUGGAUGCGACUAGUUUUCCAGAACUUAAAAACGGAUUUGUUAAUCGUAAGAUCCGUGGUGGACCAAAUACCUUAAAGCCAUCGUGA
Molecule: messenger RNA, 783 nt
Organism: Saccharomyces eubayanus
Lineage: Eukaryota; Fungi; Ascomycota; Saccharomycetes; Saccharomycetales; Saccharomycetaceae
Gene: SAS5
Product: Sas5p
Exons: 1
Coding region: 1-783 (260 amino acids)
Biological process (GO): regulation of transcription by RNA polymerase II; chromatin remodeling
Cellular component (GO): Swr1 complex; NuA4 histone acetyltransferase complex
Molecular function (GO): histone binding
Source: RefSeq, a predicted model, not a curated record